CAAACAUGGUUAGAGUGACUGACAUACACUUGAUCCAACAGAGAUGCUCUCACUUGAGUUGCCUCCUCCUAUCUACAUAUCUAAGGUGGCCCCUCAUCACUUUUUUUAAACCUUCUACUCUGUUCAAGCCCUCAGCCCAUCAAUCCCAAGAGAAAUAUCGGUCUUCCCCUCUUUCUUCCAUUGUAAAAGUAUACUAUGUACAGAUAAAGCACCAGACUUUCUCCUCCCUCUAACUCUCAAGUCUCAAAUCAAAAGGAGCAAUCUCUACAAAGAGAAAACAGAAAUGAGCCUCAGAAAUCUGAAGGAAUUGACCAUUAUUGCCAAAGAAGCAUUCAGCAAGAUGUUCUUGGUAGCCAAAAGUCUAUGCUUUCUCCAUGUCACCAACACCCAUGUCUUCACUGUUGCUUCUCUCUAUGGACCAAGUAUGCUCCCUACCUUUAAUCUUACUGGUGAUUGGGCAUUGGCUGAGAGGUUUUCACACAAGCUUGGCAAAGUGGGGGCUGGAGAUAUUGUUAUUUUAAAAUCACCUGUGGAGCCAAGAAAAAUUAUGACUAAAAGAGUUAUAGGUGUCGAGGGUGAUUCUGUUACUUAUGUUGUUGAACCCAAAAACAGUGAUAGAACUGAGACUAUUGUGGUUCCUAAGGGGCAUAUUUGGGUAGAGGGAGAUAACAUAUAUAACAGCAAGGAUUCAAGAAACUUUGGAGCAGUUCCUUAUGGCCUUCUUCGAGGGAAAAUGCUUUGGAAGAUAUGGCCACCUAAAGAUUUUGGAUAUAUUGGAAAAAAGGAGCAAAACAGCUGAACAAAUGUCGCUAGGUGCCAGGCACCCAAUAGCAAGGUUCAAGAUUGAUUUUGAUGCAUUUUAAAUUGAAAAAUAUUUCAAAAAAGUACAAUGCAUCACAAUGCUAAAUUCCAUAGUUACGAAACCUAGUCCGGCCUGAAUGGUUGACUUGAGACUCAGGGCCUUGACCGUGUGUAAACUCACAAAAACUCGCUUACAAUUGGCCCUGAAUAACUAUAAUGGUUUAUAUUCAUAUAAAUUGUUUUUUAAUUUUUUUA
Molecule: messenger RNA, 1056 nt
Organism: Populus nigra (black poplar)
Lineage: Eukaryota; Viridiplantae; Streptophyta; Magnoliopsida; Malpighiales; Salicaceae
Product: mitochondrial ATP-independent inner membrane protease subunit 1a-like
Exons: 5
Coding region: 284-799 (171 amino acids)
Cellular component (GO): membrane; mitochondrial inner membrane peptidase complex
Molecular function (GO): serine-type endopeptidase activity
Source: RefSeq, a predicted model, not a curated record